Molecule: messenger RNA, 1068 nt
Organism: Penicillium diatomitis
Lineage: Eukaryota; Fungi; Ascomycota; Eurotiomycetes; Eurotiales; Aspergillaceae
Product: ubiquitin-conjugating enzyme E2
Exons: 1
Coding region: 1-1068 (355 amino acids)
Source: RefSeq, a predicted model, not a curated record
AUGACCUCCCCAUCCACCCGUCGCCUCCUCAAAGAAUCCACCGAUAUCCACAAAACCCCCAGUCCCUACUUCACCGCAUCUCCCAUCUCCGACACAAACCUCCACGAUUGGCACUUCACACUCACGGGACCACCAUCCCCGACCCCCUAUGCCCAUGGCCUCUACCAUGGCCGCAUAACCUUCCCACCUACGUAUCCGCUCCGACCACCGAGCUUCCGCUUCCUGACCCCCUCGGGUCGGUUCGAAGUGAAUCGCGAGAUUUGUCUGAGUAUCUCGGGCCACCAUGAAGAAACGUGGCAGCCUGCGUGGGGGGUGCGGACGGCGUUGUUGGCGAUUCGGAGCGAGAUUAUGGGCGGGGAGAGUCGGGGUCAGGUCGGUGGGAUGGAGGGGAGUGAGGCGUUCAGGAGGGAGUGUGCCAGGGAGAGUCGCGCGUGGGUAUGUACGGAGUGUGCGCAGGGGAGUAACGAGGAGGUUAUGACCAGGUGGUGGGAUUAUUGUCGGGAGAAGGGGGUCGAUAUGGAUCCAGAUGGUUGUGGGAAUGAGCAGCACGCUCAGGCGCAGACGCAGGCGCAGGAUCAGACUCGACCGGAAGUCAAUGGUACGAAAGAGACGGAGAUCCGCGGAGGAUCUACCGCCCAACUUGGCGAGGUGCAAGCACCAGUUGAGGGGGUGCCGGGGCACUCUUCCUCAGAGUAUACCACAGCCCCAGCGCCUUUAGCAUUUCCAGCGUCAGCAGUCGAUUCCAUUCAGGCUCCGACAACGAUAGCGCCCUCCGCGCCACAAGUGUCUGUAGAAGGAGCCGAGUCCCAAUCGUCUUCCACGUCAGCUCAAGGGGCCUCUGCUCCAUCAACAUCUCCACCUCAUCUUGAUGAGACUUUACGGGCAGCACCGUCAAGUCCACUCGUCGUUGCUGCCACUACCCCUGUUGUGGUCGCACGAAGGACUCAGACAGCUGCGAAUGUCUCGGAGCCAGCUAACAGCCCUUGGCUGGAUCGUGCAAUCAUUGGCAUUGUAUUUGCGCUGAUCAUUCUGAUCACCAAGCGAGUAGUCAAUGCGGAUGACUUGUAA